UACAUGGAGGACAAAUUUCGUUUUGCUAUUGAUCGUGGUGGAACCUUCACAGACGUAUACGCCGAAUGUCCGGGAGGAAAGAUUCGAGUGUUGAAGCUGUUGUCAGAAGAUCCAACCAACUACGCAGAUGCUCCGCGUGAAGCGAUACGUCGCAUUCUAGAAGAGGAGCUAAAAGUUUCGUGCAAAAACGAGAUUGACACACGUCACAUUGAAUGGAUUAGAAUGGGGACUACCGUGGCUACCAACGCUCUCCUUGAAAGGAAAGGAAAACGUAUGGCGUUGCUGAUUACUAAAGGAUUCGAGGAUUUGCUCUACAUUGGAAAUCAGGCUCGACCCAACAUUUUUGAUCUGGAAAUUGUGUGCCCUGAAGUUUUGUAUGAGCAUGUUAUUGAGGUCGAGGAAAGAGUUGUAUUACAGCAAGAGUCUUGUCAACUGGGACUCGAUGGAGAAGAAAUAGUGGGAAUUACAGGAGAAAAGCUGGUUGUCGUUGAGAAAAUAAACAAAAUCAAACUGGAAGAAGAUCUCAAGACUUUACUUGACAAAGGCAUUACGAGUCUUGCAGUUGCUCUGAUGCAUUCAUACACGUUUGAUGGACACGAGAAAGAGGUGGCCAGCAUGGCCAAAUCAUUGGGUUUUGAGCAUGUGUCUCUUUCUUCAGCUGUCAUGCCUAUGGUGAAAAUUGUUCCACGUGGCUACACAGCUUGUGCUGAUGCCUACCUGACACCCUGCAUCCAGCAAUACAUUCAUGGAUUUCAGUCAGGGUUUGAUAGUGGUCUGAAGAACAUUAAAGUGCUGUUCAUGCAGUCUGAUGGAGGACUCACGGAAGUUCAAAGAUUCAGUGGAUCGAGAGCCAUUUUAUCAGGUCCUGCUGGUGGAGUGGUGGGUUAUGCCAUGACGGCAUAUAACAGUCAGCCUGUUAUUGGAUUUGAUAUGGGAGGGACGUCAACUGAUGUGUCACGAUAUGCUGGUGUAUAUGAACACGUUUUUGAAACUACAACAGCUGGAGUGACAAUUCAAGCUCCACAGCUGGACAUUAAUACAGUGGCUGCUGGUGGUGGCUCUCAGCUGUUCUUUCGUGCUGGCUUAUUUGUUGUUGGCCCUGAGUCGGCAGGUGCACAUCCUGGACCAACAUGUUAUCGAAACGGUGGCCCUCUCACUGUGACUGAUGCCAACUUGUUGUUAGGAAGGCUGAUACCCGAUUACUUUCCUCACAUUUUUGGUAAGAGUAAAGGCCUACCACUUGACAAGGAUGCAACACGUAUUGCUUUCGAUGAUCUGACAAGCCAAGUUAAUGCUUUUCUGGCUGCACAGCCGGAGUCUUCUCGGCUGAUGACACAAGAAGAUGUUGCCAUGGGUUUCAUCAGGGUUGCUAAUGAGGCUAUGUGUCGUCCAAUACGAGCACUGACACAGGGCAAAGGUUAUGACACUGCUCGUCAUGUAUUGGCUUGCUUUGGUGGAGCCGGAGGCCAACAUGCUUGUGCGAUUGCACGUAACUUGGGAAUGAAAAAAGUUUUCAUUCACAGAUAUGCUGGUAUUUUGUCUGCAUAUGGACUUGCAAUGGCUGAUGUAAUCCAUGAGUGCCAGGAGCCAUGUGCCCAAGUUUAUGAAGAAUCAUCAUUCAACUUAAUUGAUGAGAGAUUAGAUGUACUGAUCAAAAGGUCAACAGAGGAGUUGAAAAAUCAAGGGUUUACAGAGAGCAACAUCACAGUCACUCCUUACUUAAAUAUGCGUUAUCAUGGUACAGAUUGCGCAUUGAUGUGUCCUCCUAUCUCUAAGGACACGGGUAAUGGGUGUCGGCAUGGAGACUUUCUUUACUCAUUUAUCAGCAGAUACAAGCGUGAGUUUGGGUUUACGUUGUCUGGUCGGCGUGUGUUUGUUGAUGACAUUCGUGUGCGUGCGACGGGUCAUUCACAAGUUCAGAGCCCAGAAGCUGUGAAAAAAGCAGAGCAGACGGCUUCUCCCAUUGCUGUAGUUCAAUGUUUCUUUGAAAAUUCUUACUACGACACCAAUGUUUAUCACCUGGAGUCACUGGGAACAGGUCAUUCAGUCAGUGGGCCUGCUAUUCUCAUGGAGACCAACAGCACAAUCCUGGUCGAGCCUGGCUGCUGUGCUGCCGUCACUGACAAAGGAGAUAUUGAGAUAGAAAUUGGCAGUGUCAAUCAACAGCAGAUAGGACUUGAGAUGGAGUCAAUUCAACUUUCCAUCUUUUCACACAGAUUUAUGAGCAUUGCUGAACAAAUGGGAAGGGUUCUUCAACGAACAGCCAUUUCAACAAAUAUUAAGGAGCGUCUUGAUUUCUCGUGUGCAUUGUUUGGUCCCGAUGGUGGUCUGGUAGCAAACGCUCCUCACAUUCCUGUUCAUCUUGGUGCAAUGCAAGAAGCGGUUCGGUGGCAGAUAAGAUUUUAUGGAGACAACCUCCAUAAAGGUGAUGUGAUACUUACUAACCAUCCAGCUGCAGGCGGCAGCCAUUUACCUGAUCUAACAGUUGUUACCCCAGUUUUUACAGAGGGACAGCCAAAGCCGAUAUUUUUUGUUGCAAAUCGAGGCCACCAUGCUGACAUUGGUGGGACAACUCCUGGUUCAAUGCCUCCACAUUCGAAGGCGCUGUGGGAAGAAGGCAUGGCUGUCAUGUCUUUCAAGCUGGUGGAAGGAGGAGUGUUUCAAGAGAAAAGCAUCGUUGACUUGUUGAUGUCUCCCGCUCAAUACCCUAACAGCAGUGGCACUCGUAAUCUUGAAGACAACCUGUCAGACCUGAGAGCACAGGUUGCUGCUAACGAGAUGGGUAUCACUUUGGUUGGGCAGCUCAUAGAGGAAUACAGUCUGGAAGUGGUUCAAGCGUAUAUGCAUUACAUACAGGAAAAUGCAGAGGUUGCCGUUCGACAGAUGUUGCAAGAGAUAGCAACAAAGACCGAGCAUUUGGGAGAAAAACAGGUGGAGCUCACCGUUUUGGAAGCAGAAGAUCAUAUGGAUGAUGGAACGCCGCUCUGUCUGAAGAUAACAAUUAAUAAGCAAGAUGGAACUGCAGUGUUUGAUUUCUCGGGCACUGGCAAUGAAGUGAAGGGCAACUGGAAUGCUCCUCAUGCAGUUGUGUUUUCAGCGCUAAUCUAUUGUCUUCGUUGCAUGGUUGGCCAUGAUGUACCUCUCAAUCAGGGCUGCCUUGUGCCCAUCACCACUAUUAUUCCGUCUGGUAGUCUGUUGGAUCCCUCUGAGCAGGCAGCAGUCAUUGGUGGCAACGUUUUGACGUCACAACGAAUUGUUGAUGUCAUAUUCAAAGCAUUUAGUACUUGUGCAGCAUCUCAGGGUUGUAUGAACAACACAACAUUUGGUGAUGAUUCGUUUGCUUACUAUGAGACAGUAGCCGGUGGUGCUGGAGCAGGUCCAUCUUGGCAUGGACGAAGCGGUGUUCACACUCACAUGACUAACACUCGCAUUACAGACCCCGAGAUUCUCGAGAAACGAUAUCCUGUUGUUGUGAAGCAGUUUGCUGUUAAUGUUGGAUCAGGAGGAGACGGUCUGUAUGUUGGAGGCAACGGUGUUACAAGAGAACUGCUGUUCCGCCGUCCCCUCACUCUGUGUGUGCUGUCUGAGAGACGUGGUCAAUACAAGCCAUACGGAAUGAAUGGCGGCAGUCCUGGUCACAUUGGUGAGAACUGGGUACUUCGACGAAAUGGCGAAGAAGAAAACUUGGGAGGGAAAAACACAGCUCAGCUUGAACCUGGGGACGUUUUCUUGUUGAAAACUCCAGGUGGAGGAGGAUUUGGGCAGACAUCUAUGGAGGUACCAAAGAAGAAAAGGAAAGGAACUGGAGUUCAGUUUGCACAGAAGGGAAGCAUCGCUGACUACAAUAGACUACAGGAGUCUGCUUAGCUAGAUGUUUCGAUCACUGAUACAAAUGUAAUGUGAACACGUG
Molecule: messenger RNA, 3910 nt
Organism: Corticium candelabrum
Lineage: Eukaryota; Metazoa; Porifera; Homoscleromorpha; Homosclerophorida; Plakinidae
Product: 5-oxoprolinase-like
Exons: 40
Coding region: 4-3867 (1287 amino acids)
Biological process (GO): glutathione metabolic process
Cellular component (GO): cytosol
Molecular function (GO): 5-oxoprolinase (ATP-hydrolyzing) activity
Source: RefSeq, a predicted model, not a curated record